Messenger RNA from Pteropus alecto (black flying fox), 2005 nucleotides. RefSeq names its product forkhead box O4 (gene FOXO4). The record is from RefSeq and is a predicted model, not a curated record. Gene Ontology annotation, molecular function: DNA-binding transcription factor activity, RNA polymerase II-specific; RNA polymerase II cis-regulatory region sequence-specific DNA binding. Gene Ontology annotation, biological process: regulation of transcription by RNA polymerase II. The coding region runs from base 101 to 1621 and encodes 506 amino acids. Gene Ontology annotation, cellular component: nucleus. Lineage: Eukaryota; Metazoa; Chordata; Mammalia; Chiroptera; Pteropodidae. The transcript is spliced from 3 exons.
GCGCCUCCCGACCCUAGGUGCUUCCCCCCUGAGGGGAGGCAUCGCGAGGGUCUGCGGCGGGCUGCUCUGAGCGCUGAGCUCCAGACGUGCGAGUCCACGUAUGGAUCCAGGGAAUGCGAAUUCAGCCAGAGAGGCUGCCGCGGGCAUAGACCUCGAGCCCGACUUCGAACCCCAGAGCCGUCCCCGCUGCUGCACCUGGCCCCUUCCCCGACCAGAGCUCGCCGCCCAGCCGCCCCAGCCUUCCGAGGUGGAGCCGGCUCUGGGUCAGAAGGUCCCCACGGAGGCGCGCUCAGUACCAAUCCUGUUGCCCUCCCGGCUCCCCGAGCCGGCCGGGGGCCCCCAGCCCGGGAUCCUGGGGGCCGUAACAGGUCCUCGGAAGGGAGGCUCCCGCCGGAAUGCCUGGGGUAAUCAGUCGUACGCGGAGCUCAUCAGCCAGGCCAUCGAAAGCGCCCCCGAGAAGCGACUGACACUAGCCCAGAUCUACGAGUGGAUGGUCCGCACCGUGCCGUACUUCAAGGACAAGGGUGACAGCAACAGCUCAGCAGGAUGGAAGAACUCGAUCCGCCACAACCUGUCUCUGCACAGCAAGUUCGUCAAGGUCCACAACGAGGCGACCGGCAAGAGCUCCUGGUGGAUGCUGAACCCCCAGGGAGGCAAGAGCGGCAAGGCGCCCCGCCGCCGGGCCGCUUCCAUGGAUAGCAACAGCAAGCUGCUCCGGGGCCGCAGCAGGAUGCCCAAGAAGAAGCUGGCCAUGCUGCCCGUGCCACCCGAAGGUGCCUUGCCGAUGAGCCCCGUCGGCCACUUCUUCAAGUGGUCGGGCAGCCCUGGUUCUCGAAACCGCGACGAAGCCGACAUGUGGACCACCUUCCGUCCACGCAGCAGCUCCAACACCAGCAGCAUCGGCGCCCGGCCCUCCCCCGGGGGGCCGGAGCCCGAGAUGCUGGCGGUGGAGGAAAUGCCCUGCGCAGGCAGCAGCUAUGUGGGCUGUGUCCCUGCCCCCCGAAACGAAGGUCUGGAGCUGCUCGAUGGCCUCCACCUGGCCUCCGCCCGGGCCCUGCUCCCUCCGAGUAGUCUCACGGGCUUCUGCUUGCAGCAUCCCGGGCUUCCGGGCCCCUUACAGGGCUACGGCGCCUCCCUCUUUGGCCCGGCAGAGGGGCCCCUGGCGGCAGGUGAAGGGUGCUUCCCUAGCUCCCAGUCUCUGGAGGCCCUGCUGGCCUCUGAUCCACCACCACCCCCUGCCGAUGUCCUCAUGAGCCAGGUAGACCCCAUUCUGUCCCAGGCGCCCACGCUUCUCUUGCUGGGGGGCAUGCCUUCCUCCAGUAAGCUAGCCACAGGAGUCGGCCUGUACCCCAAGCCUCCCGAGGUUCCGGGGCCCAGCGGUCUGGUUCCCCCCGUUCCUGUGCUAGCACCACCUCCGGUCAUGGUGGAUGUUCCCAUCCCCAAGGCUCUGGGGGACCCCGUGGUCACACCCCCUGCCGAUACUACAAGCCAAGACAAAAUGCCUCAGGAUCUGGAUCUCGACAUGUAUUUGGAGAACCUGGAGUGUGACAUGGAUAACAUCAUCAGCGACCUCAUGAAUGGGGGUGAGGGACUGGACUUCAACUUCGAGCCAGAUCCCUGAGCCGUGGCUGGAAGCUUUAUCCCUGGCUUCAGAGAUGGAGCCAGGCAUACCCAUACUCUCUCUUUACCCUUGAUUAUCCCUGGGAAUUUGGGACGCUGAUUUAGAGCUAGGGUGAGGUUUAUGCACACGGGUGUUGAAAUUAUAAAGCUAAAGCCGCCCCAUGUGGGAACUAUAGGGGGAGGGUGAGGGGCUGGGAAAGGGAGGGGGUUUAUUCUCACUGUGCCAAUUAGGGGGUAAGGCCCCCUCUUGGGAGCCAUCCUCAGCUCCCCCCAUUCCCACCCCCGAGUUUUGUAGCAGGGGCGGGCAAUGCUGUUGGAAAUGUAAAGUCACCAGUGGCCUUACCCCUGCCUUUGGGAGCAGGGUUUUUUGUAGCAUCUUAUCUGA